AAUUAGACCAGCUUCUCCUGUUCUCCAUCUCUCUGUCAUUCUUCUCUUCUGCCCCGACUAUCUCUGCUCCCUUUCAAUUCCUCAGUUUCCUCAUCUACUCCCAUUAUUUCAUCGCUUUUACGCCAACAUUGAACUACACUACACUGCACUACACCACGUUCCAUCGCUUCUGCCUUCGUCCUCUCUCCACAAAAUUCAUCUCCAGGGUUUGUCAAAGCCAUGCCGGCGAAGAAGAAUCUACUCAAAGACGUUGUUGUCGUCCUUGCCGGGACCCUUCCUGGCUACAAGCAAGCGGAUGUGAAAGCACUUGUGGAAGGACAAGGAGCUAAAUUCAGUAGUUCCGUGACAAGUGAUUGCACACACCUGGUUACUACCCAGAGAGAAGUGGAUAACAAUAAUUCUAAAUACAAGCAAGCUUGCAAUGUAUACACUUGUAACAUUGUCUCCAUUGAUUGGCUUGUGGAGUCGAUUGAAGCGAAGAAACAACUCCCCGUGAAGACGUACUUGCUAAGCCCAGAUAAGAAAGAUGCGAAUACGAAUGGAAAGCAAGACGAGGAAGAGCCCGUUGACAAGAAAGAGAAAAAGAAACGCACUCUGGAAGAGGCGCUGCACAUCAAUGAAGACACUUCGAACAAAAAGCCUAAAGAUGCACAGACAAUGGGCAACGGCAUCAAGACGUUGAAUAUUCCUGUCGACGAGGGAUGUUAUCUAUCAGGUUACGCAGUUUACAUUGACCCGGCAGGACUGAUCUGGGAUGCCACUCUCAACCAGACUGUUUCUGCUAAGAAUAGUAACAAAUUCUACCGCAUCCAACUAUUGGUUGAUAGGAGUGGUAGUAACUUCAAAACUUGGACUCGCUGGGGCCGAGUGGGUGAGAGCGGUCAAACUGGGCUCUUGGGAACCGGCGCCCUUGAUUCAGCCCAGUACGAGUUUGAGAAGAAAUUCAAAGACAAGUCCGGACUAUCAUGGGACAAUAGACUCGACGCCCCCAAGAAGGGCAAAUACACUUUCAUCGAGCGCAACUACGAGGAGGACUCUGAUGAAGAAAACGAGGACGAGGACGAGGGCACCGCAAAGAAGAUCCAGGAUGAGCCGCCCAAAGUGGAGAGCCAACUGUCUGCACCUGUCCAGGAUCUCAUGGCAUUUAUAUUUAAUCAAAGCCAUUUCAUGUCUGCGAUGGCAUCCAUGGAUUACGAUGCAAAGAAGUUGCCACUGGGGAAGUUGAGCAAACGAACUCUUCGACAAGGCUUCCUGAAAUUGAAGGAACUAUCCGAACUCAUUGCAGACCCUACUCUGGCCACUUCUCAGUAUAAUACGACCUUCAAUGCAGCUGCAGAGGAUCUUAGCAACCAAUAUUUCACCCUAAUCCCUCACGUGUUCGGCCGUAAUCGACCUCCAGUGUUGAGCUCUGACCAACACAUCAAGAAGGAGACCGAGCUUCUCGAGGCACUGACAGACAUGGAAGUCGCAAAUGGUAUCAUGAAGGAUUCAAAGGAUGCCGAUACAGUCCACCAGUUGGACCGUCAGUUCCAAAGCCUAAAGAUGCAGGAAAUGACUCCAUUGGAACGCAGUUCUACCGAAUUCACGGAGCUCGAAAAUUAUCUCAACCAGUCGCGUGCCUCAACCCAUAAUCUGCGCUACAAUGUCAUCAAUAUCUUCCGCAUUGAGCGUGAUGGCGAAAAUGAUCGAUUCAACUCAUCCAAAUACGGGAAGCUCAACAACAGCGACCGGCGUCUGUUAUGGCAUGGAUCUCGCAGUACAAACUUCGGUGGUAUUUUAAGCCAGGGUCUUCGAAUCGCACCGCCUGAAGCGCCUGUGAGCGGAUACAUGUUUGGAAAGGGUGUCUACUUUGCAGACAUGUCUAGUAAAUCCGCCAACUACUGCUGUUCAUACAACAGCGGGGGCAUGGGGCUGCUUCUCCUUUGUGAUGUGGAACUGGGUAACCCUAUGUUAACGCUGGACUACAGUAAUUACAACGCCGAUGAAGUUGCCAAAAAGGAGGGCAAGAUUGCUACCCUCGGUCGGGGUAGUACUGUCCCAGCCGCUUGGAAGGAUGCCGGAUGUGUCAAUCCAGAGCUGCAGGGGGUAACUAUGCCCGAUGUCUCUGCUUCAUCCAAGAAUGCCCUCAGCCAACACUCGCUGAUGUACAAUGAGUACAUCGUGUACGAUGUUGCUCAAAUCCGCCAGAAGUACCUGUUCCAGGUCCACAUGCGAUGAUUUGUAGGACUUUCCAUUCUUUCUCUGGAAAGUGCGAGUACUCUGUGAAGGUGCCCCUCUACUCUCCAGAUCAUAUCGAACAGACCCCUGAACCACGCUAGUGGCCCUAAUAAGACGUAUGGCUUAAGAUCUGGACUUUCGGAGGGCCAGAAGCGCAUCUACAGC
Molecule: messenger RNA, 2382 nt
Organism: Aspergillus alliaceus
Lineage: Eukaryota; Fungi; Ascomycota; Eurotiomycetes; Eurotiales; Aspergillaceae
Product: putative poly(ADP)-ribose polymerase PARP
Exons: 6
Coding region: 220-2217 (665 amino acids)
Molecular function (GO): NAD+ poly-ADP-ribosyltransferase activity
Source: RefSeq, a predicted model, not a curated record